Fonsecaea monophora is the source of this 1938-nucleotide messenger RNA. RefSeq lists its product as hypothetical. NCBI's taxonomy places the organism in Eukaryota, Fungi, Ascomycota, Eurotiomycetes, Chaetothyriales, Herpotrichiellaceae. Gene Ontology annotation, cellular component: nuclear pore central transport channel. The coding region runs from base 1 to 1938 and encodes 645 amino acids. The transcript has 4 exons. Gene Ontology annotation, biological process: protein import into nucleus. The record is from RefSeq and is a predicted model, not a curated record.
AUGUCACUGGCACCUUACUACUAUAGACCACUCACGCCUCCAGAGGCUGCUGGAGCUGCUGGUCAGCACAGCCAUAUUCGGAAUGUGUCUCGCUCGUCCUACUUUGCAGCCGACAGCUCGCCUGAGCCGGUAAUUACUGCUUGUAAUACAACUCCCAGUCGAUCGCCAGUUCUCCGUCAACAUGGCCCGACUUUGCUCCCUAAGAUCAGGACCCAGGACUCGACUCUGGAGCCUCCGUUCGUUCAUCGACCCUCCAUCCACCGAAGGAGCUCGUCGACCGUCAUCAAAAACUCCAAACAUGCUCGCCCUAACAUGUAUAGGAGCGCGACUGAGCCUGUUGAAUAUACACCGAUGAUAUCUCCCGUGUCGAAUGCGCCUCACUCGCGCUCGAACUCACUCAAUCCAUCUCCUGGAUUGGCCAAGGCCAAGCUCAAUGUGCCCGUAAGGACUCAUUCCCGCUCGACCUCUGCAUCGAGCAUCAACAGCGAUGUUCUGAAUCGUUUUGGCUAUCCUACUUAUCGCCAAAUGCCCGUCUAUGUGUCUCACGAUCACCAAACCCCGUCUCCGGACCUCUUCGCCACCAACUUUAUGCCAUAUACCAAUGCUCCCAUGGCUGAGCCUCCUAUUAUCAAUUUGGAGGGCACAUUUGACAUGCCGAUUGAUCUUGAGACGAUCUCGAGACCCUGCUCUACGAGUCCUCCUCCCAUGCUGCCAGCCGUCUCUACGAUCAGUAUGCUCAGCUACUUGACCCAACCAACGCAGCCCAUCAACCUAGUUCGGCAUCUCACCUUCCAAACCGGCCGUGGUCUAACGAACCACUUUUGGUGGGAUAUUCGCAACGUCCGACCGUGGAAAUCGUUUUCGCUCCAGACCAUGUCUGCCAUCCCUGAUCUUCUGACGCUUCUUAAUUUCGAACACGAUAAAGCCUGCCUACCACUGAUGGGCACCAACGCCAACACUGUGACACCUGCCUCUGAAGCCGAUCUCGCCAAUCUCAUUUCCAAGAUCUACUUUCCCAAGGUCAACGCUGCCACACGUCUGUCCCUCGGUACCAACUCUGUCGCUCUGUACCCUGCCCCAACCCCAACAAGCUCUGGGUUGAGUGCCAACUCGGCCAACAUUCCCACCUUUCUGGCUAAUUACCCGAGCGACAAUGACCGUACACUCUCAGGACUCCCGCGAGGUCGCGUCGUCGGCUUGGUCCGGUCUUUUGAUCGCUGGAAUACAGGCAUGCGCCGUGAAGGCCCUGCACGCAAAGUCGAGUAUCUACGCACUCUGGCGCAUCUGCAGAAAUGCAUGCGAGACCACAGCUGCCGUUAUGGCUUCAUUAUCACAGAGAUCGAACUCGUCUGCGUCCGUGCCGGAUGCGACGACCGUGGCCAUCCGUAUUUCGGCUACCUUGAAGUUGCGGAGGCGGUGGAGACCAAGACCUUUGCUCGCAAAGGGAACGAGGCAGCAGGUGAAGUUGACAUGACUGUCACUUUGGCUCUGUAUUAUCUUCUUAUGCUCGCCAAAGCGACGCCUUUGCCCGGCCAGCUGGGGAGCUUCAUGGAUGUGGGCGGUCCCGGAACACUGACUCGACAAAGAGUCUGGGAUGGGGAACUCGGUGGUAGUAUGCUCGCGGUCGAUGAGGACGGAGAUGUCGAGGAAUUGGGAAAAGAUGGCAAGGACAAGUGGAUUCCUGAACCGCAGAUGGGAGAGAAACGGGAAGCGAGGACGAAUCUACCUUUCCAAAAAGUCCAACACCGGGUCGACACGACAGAUGCGCAGCCAUCCAACGAGCAAGGAGGCAUCUUGGUUAUGGUGACUGGUGCAUUACUGGUCGAUGAUCAACAACAUCCCAUGAGCUACGUCCAGACGUUCAACCUGCAACCCGAGGGCGGCAGCUACUUCGUGUUCAACGACAUCUUCAGACUGGUGUAUGCAGCAAGUGGAUAG